AUGAGAUCUAGGCCGUCCAUCUUAGAGCAUCUUAAGAUGAAAUUAAGAGGAGGAUUAGAGUGUUGUCCUUAUAGGAGAAUCUAGGUCAUUCACCAAGAGAGUUAAUUAUUAAUCAUAAUCGUCUAUUAGAGAGGCAUAAUUCUCUAGAGAUUUAAGACAUCUCAUCUUCUUCUUGGAGAACACUUUUUGGCUCUCUCUCUAGUAGUGGCUAGUCGAAAGAAAAAAGAGAGAAAUCAAGGUCCGGUCAACAACAUUCUUAUGCUCAAGAUCAUCGUGGAGAAGAGACUACUUGGAGUGCAUCAAGAUCAUCAUGGAUCAAGCAUCACUUGGCUUAGGAUUAGCGCACAAUGAGGUUUGUGUAAGAUCUAGAUAUGGAAUGUUCUUGUAAUAUUCUCUAUGUAUAGAUUAACUCUUAGUUCAAACUAGUUUUACUCUUUAUUUUAUCAUUCCAUAGUGUUAGAUUCAUUCUUUUUCAUUGGCCACAUUUUUCAUUUCUCUUGUUUUCACCCUUUUUAGAUUUAAUUUCAUCUUUUACAAUCUCAAGUAAAUAUAUAUAUAGGAAAUAAAAUAAGUAAAAUUCUUACUCUCAUUACCCACGCUCCAUGAGGAUUGACCCUUAUUUAUCUUAUAUAGAAGAGUGAGGUUUUAUAAAUAUUAUUUGUAUGAACUUGAUUGCAUCACAACAACAUAUCUAACCUCUAAAUCGAGUUCAUCACUCUUCCUCUUCUUCUUCUUCUCUUUCUUCUUCUCAUUGGGCCAUCCUUUGUAGGUAGAUCCUCUUACUUACUGGUAGGGAUCCAUUGGUCUUAGAUCUAAUAUUUCAUGUUGGAUCCAAGAGAGGAUGAAGGCGCCAAUUGACUUAGAGUUGAAUUCUUUGAGGUGGAAGAACAUUAAUUCUUACACUUCUUCUUAGAAGGGUUAACCUCAAAAGUUGAGCCUCUAGUUGACCAUCUUCCAUUGAAUUUUGUUGACUUUUUUGAGUAGAAGACUCUUGAUUAGAUCCAAUGAUUUCAUCAAUAUUGGUCCACAACUAUGAUAUGAUUUUUUAAUCUAUUAAUACAAGUCUCGAAUUCAGUAUCUCCAGAUUUAGGCCAUGAGUUCUAAAGGUGAUCAAAUAACCCUCCUUUAAUAACAACCCUUACUAUUAUCAGUCAAAAAUAAUUCCAACCAUCUGUGGUCUAUUUGAGAUAUAGUAAGCAAAAUCUCUAUGGGUAUCAUUUUGAUCAGAUCUUAAGACUGAGAUUGUCUUAAAUUAGAAUCAGCCAAGUGAAUUGUAGUUCUACUAAAAGUGCAUACUCAUGCAAAGCAGGGAAGAAAAAAGGGUGUCUAUUUGUGCAUGAUAUUCAAGAGAAGAUAAGGAAACUUUACAAGGGCUGUAGUUCAAGGUAAUUGGAGGUUUCACCAUCUAUGAGACAAUGCUAUGUCUGAUGAACCUAUGCUGAAGCGCUUUCCACGUUCAUUUUCUUGAAUUUCUUCUCAGAAUUUAAUGCAUAUAAUACCUGACUGGUAUAUAUUCACCAUCCCUCAAGUUAGAAACAGGGUGCAAAACUUUAUUACUAUUUUUCAAAAUAUUUUCGAAAAGCUCUUAAUUUUUCACCGGUGUAUCCCUUUUUUCCAAUAGAUCCUCGGUUUUCUUCUUAA
Molecule: messenger RNA, 1641 nt
Organism: Spirodela intermedia
Lineage: Eukaryota; Viridiplantae; Streptophyta; Magnoliopsida; Alismatales; Araceae
Source: the annotation of a GenBank genome assembly